Molecule: messenger RNA, 1050 nt
Organism: Histoplasma capsulatum G186AR
Lineage: Eukaryota; Fungi; Ascomycota; Eurotiomycetes; Onygenales; Ajellomycetaceae
Product: HVA22 domain membrane protein
Exons: 3
Coding region: 1-1050 (349 amino acids)
Source: RefSeq, a predicted model, not a curated record
AUGUUCGGCAUCGUUGCGGAUUUACUAUCCUCCGUGCUCACCAUCCUCUUCCCCAUCUUUGCAUCCUACAAAGCGCUCCGAAGCUCCGAUCCCUCCCAAUUAGCACCAUGGCUCAUGUACUGGGUUGUCAUGUCUAUAGUCUUGCUGGUUGAAUCUUGGACCUAUUUCAUUAUAGGAUGGUUCCCCUUUUACAGCUGGAUUCGCCUCUUCGCCCUCUCCUACCUCGUCCUCCCACAGACCCAAGGCGCCAAAAUGCUCUACAGGGAAUACAUCGACCCAUUCCUCUGCCGCCACGAGCGUGAUAUCGAACACUUCAUCAGCAAAACCCACGACAGCGCCAAAUCCGCCGGCCUGGAGUACCUCUACAAAGCCAUCAAUCUCCUUCGUGAAAGGGUCCUGGGCCUUCCCCCCAUGGCAGCCACUGCUGCGCCUUCCCCGCACCCGCCACAGGCAGCCGGCGCGGCGGGAUUUGCCCAGUCGCUGCUAUCCCGCUUCACCAUCCCUGGCACAGCAGGCGCGGCGUCGUCGCUCGCCAGCCCCGCUGCAGAUCUGUACUCCCUCCUUGCCGCCGCUGUUGGGUCGGCAACCUCCUCGGGGAAAAGCAGAGACGUGCAGGCCGAGGAACUCAGCGCCAGCGGCAAGCUGAUUCCCGAUAGCAUUGCGACGGCGUCCAAGGCGGAACAGGCGGAGUAUAUUGCGUCGCAGAAGGAACGGCUCGGUGUCCUUUUAUCUGCCUUUGAUCGUGAGCAGCGGAACCUGCGUCUCGAUCCGCGGGACGCGGCGGGAGCGUUUGGUGGGGGUGGGGGCAGCAGUGACCAGGAUGAUCUGGCGUAUGGGAGUGGUGGCUAUGAUGAAUAUGGGGGAGCCGGGCUGAGGAAGAAUCGGAGUGAUGUUUCGUUUGAGAAUAUUGAGCACGAGGAUUUGUUGAGCGGGAGCAGGGAGAGUCGUCGACAUUCGCGGAGCCCGCAUCGGCGGAGGGGCGGUGAUGCGGUGGAUUUUGCGCAGCGGUCUGUAGAGGAGAUUGCGAGGGCCUCGGGCAUUUAUCGGUAG